This is a messenger RNA of Mesorhabditis belari, 807 nucleotides long. Lineage: Eukaryota; Metazoa; Nematoda; Chromadorea; Rhabditida; Rhabditidae. The record is from the annotation of a GenBank genome assembly.
AUGGAAGCCGGGAAAUGGACGAACGACUUGGCGGCUCUGCGACGGGAUCUCAAUCGAAAGAGGGCCAUCCUAAAAGUGGUGAUUGAUGGAACGAAAAAGAUUGAGAACACUGAUUUGAUCAACAACGUUUUCAAACUACGGGAAGAUCUCCGAAUGGAUCGCCCGCAAUUCACCGUCACUUUACAACAAACGCUUGCUAUGGAUGAGAACACUUGCUGGAUCGUUGAAGUGACUUCUCUGGCCAGCGACUCGCGAACGAUUUCCGCCUGCUUGUUACCGCCGCAAAGCACUCGAUGGGGUAUUUUUGAUGAAAAUUUGUGCCCAUUACAAGUGAUACCAGCGAAUUCGACGGUGGUACUUGUUAUUGCCGCGAAAACGAUGAGAAUUUUUGAGGAAGAACAUGUGAGUAUAGCGCUGGAUCUGCAACCGGUCACUCAAUUCGACGGUUUGGAGAAUAAAGUGUGUAAAACGAUGAUGUUGAAAGCUCCAAAGGCCGCAAAAUUCUAUCAACUUCAUCAAUUGGAUCAGUACAGCCUGCAAGAGGUUUCAACGUUGAUUCUGGUGCUCUCCGUGACUCGUUUUGAUCAAGAAAUCCCCGAAAUGUCAUCAAAUGAAUUGAAUUUGGCUUUUAAUGGAAAGUUUAGCACAGUCGAUUAUGGACCUUUCAAAAUUUGCACAGGAUUGGGAGAGUUUUCGUCGAUUUUUCUGUAUUCAAUCCCAUCUAGGGGCUAUAAAAUUUGUCGAUUGAACACACCGAAUGAUGAGCUAGCGACCGGGUUCCUUAAAUUAUUGAAAACAAAAUUAAUU